AUGGGCCCGAAGUUAGUGAUAGCAGAAGUGCAUCUUUUGGGGGGGACAGUGGUUGAAAAGGAGACAGGAGACAGGGUACAGGGGGGCCCCCCAGACUGCGAGGGGGCCCCCGGGGGGCCCCCCUGCCUCGUGUUUACCCCUUUUGCUGCUGAAGUGACCCUGGAAAGACCCACUUUUGGGUACUUGUUGGGUCUCUCCAAACAGCCGGGGGGCCCCCUGGCUGUUGCUGUGAGGCCCCGCCGCCAAAAGGGGACAGGGGGGCCCCCCGAGGAGGCCCUGGGGACCCAGCUGCUGCUGCGCGUCGGGGGACAGCAGCAGCAGCAGCAGCAGCAGCAGCAGCAGCAGCAGCAGCAGCAGCAGCUGGAGGAGUUGGUGGUCUUCAGGCCGGAAGACUGGCAGCAGCGCGUGGCAGUUGAGCUGGAGUUCCCCAUGGCAGCAGCAGCUGCUGCUGCUGCUGCUGUUGCUGAGGGACAGUCCCCAGUUGUCCUUGAAGUGCAGCACGAAGUGUCUCCUUUCGAGCCCACUGCGGCGGACCUUGCUGCUCCUCCUGCAGCAGCAGCAGCAGCAGCAGCAGCAGCAGCAGCAGCAGCAGCAGCAGAGCUGUCCCCCGCGGGCGUGGGGAUCCCCCCUACGGUGUCUGUACACUGCAGAGUGCAGACCUACGUCGACGACUUCACCGACGAGUCCCUUUGGGGGCCCCCCCCGCGGCGCAGGGGGGCCCCCACCAUCUCCGGCCGCCCCGUCUCCGUCCGCUGCCGCCUGCAGCGCGCAGCAGCAGCAAAGGGCCCCAUUCGAGUUCGGGUUUUUGCUGGGGGGGCCCUCCGUUUGCUGCGGCCUUUGCCGGGCACUGACAUCGAACUGCCCCCUCCGGGGGCCCCCGAGGGGCCCCCCGAGGGGCCCCCCGAGGGGGGGCCCCCCCAGGCCCCCGCUGGGGGCCCCCCGGGGGGCCCCCAGGGGGGGGAGGGGCCCCCCGGGGGCCCCGCGGGGGGCCCCCCGGGGGGCCCCCCGGGGCGGGGGGGCCCCCCGGGGGCCCCCGAGGGCCCCUGGGAAGAGGCGGAAGUGGAGGCCCUGGUGGUGGCGGAAGGCGGGGGCUGCACGGCGAAGUCGUGCACUCUGAGCUUCGACUUGGGGCCCCGGGACUGGAGACGGGGGGGGGACUUGCAGCUGCUGCCGCUGGGGGGUACUGUGUCAGUGCUUCCUGCGGGGCCCCUGUGGGCGUUGGCGGGGGUGGACGGGGCCCCCCAGCUGGUCAAAACUUGGGCCCUCAUGCCAAAAAACGAGGCCCUCUUCGAACUUGUUGUGCCUGGGGGGCCCCUCGCGCAGCAGCAGCUGCUGCAGUCCUGCGUGUCUGCUGCUUGCCGGCGGGGCGACGGGUACCCUGUGAAGGCCACGGCGCGCUGCUUCGGGGGCCCCCUGGGGGGCCCCCACCCCCCGGGGGGCCCCCCGGGGGGCCCCCCGAGCGUGCGGCUGCUGCUGCAGCCCGCCGUCUCCGCGGACUGCAGGCUGGAGACAGCAGCAGCAGCAGCAGCAGCAGCAGCAGCAGCAAUUGGGCAGCUGCAGGUGGUGGCUGUCUCCAACUCCAGCUGCUCAAGUGUCUCCUUUUUCGACAGAGACUCCGCCACUUGCAAAGACUGUCCCCGAGGCUUUCUCUGCGCCGCCGGCAAACUCCUCCGCUGCCAGGGGCCCCCCGCCUCGCCCUGUACCCUCUGCCCCCCCGGACACCAGUGA
Molecule: messenger RNA, 1728 nt
Organism: Eimeria necatrix
Lineage: Eukaryota; Apicomplexa; Conoidasida; Eucoccidiorida; Eimeriidae
Exons: 1
Coding region: 1-1728 (575 amino acids)
Source: RefSeq, a predicted model, not a curated record